This is a messenger RNA of Penicillium atrosanguineum, 780 nucleotides long. RefSeq lists its product as uncharacterized. Lineage: Eukaryota; Fungi; Ascomycota; Eurotiomycetes; Eurotiales; Aspergillaceae. The record is from RefSeq and is a predicted model, not a curated record. The coding region runs from base 1 to 780 and encodes 259 amino acids. The transcript has 2 exons.
AUGCCAAAAAGAAAACGGGGAAACGGCCCCCUCACAGUCACUUCGCGGGUCACCCUCUUGCCAGAAAUACUGGGAAUGAUCUUUUCUUACCUUACCGACGACAAAUAUAUCGGCUUGGGAGGCGAUGGCACCCGAAAUGGCCUCAUAAAGACGGCCAUUGUGCCCGCCAUAUACCAAUGUCUCUUCGUGAACUCCACCUGGUUCCAUGAAGCCGUGCGCAUCCUCUGGCAAACCCCCACGACUGAAAACAUAUUCCCGCUCGCUCGCUGCUUCCAGAAUAUCCCUCAAUCUCGUCAACAGUUCUAUGCCAACCUCGUGAGGAAGUCUAACCUGGUCGGCCAUUAUAAACGUGGGGUUUUUCCGUUCGGCAAUGCGAGGACAUACAUCGAUGCGCUCUAUGGCUUGAGUUUCCCGAAGAUUCACACUCUAGACGGGAUCUUCGCGGCUAACAAGUAUGGAGAAAACAUUCCCUGGAUCCAUGCUCCGGCAGUCACGUUGUUGUCUGUAUACUUUCACUAUUAUUACCUGGCGCCAAUUCCCGCAGAGGGCACGCCGCCUUACUAUCUCAGCCGAAAAUCGGAGCAUAAAAUCGUUCAGUCUUUGGUCUGCCUCAUUACGAAUCGUUUUCCGGCAGUGAAAUGGGUUGUCCUGCAAUGUCAGAGUGCGCCCUCGCAAAUGAUCGAGUGGCUCGCUUUGAAGUUGCCCACAGUACAUGUUACAUCAGGGAUUGGUGCCAAAGAGGCAAUGCUGCAACAACGGAUUUCCCUAGGUCAGAACUGA